Penicillium argentinense is the source of this 310-nucleotide messenger RNA. Its product is annotated as 60S ribosomal protein eL43. Gene Ontology annotation, molecular function: structural constituent of ribosome. The record is from RefSeq and is a predicted model, not a curated record. Gene Ontology annotation, biological process: translation. Lineage: Eukaryota; Fungi; Ascomycota; Eurotiomycetes; Eurotiales; Aspergillaceae. The transcript is spliced from 4 exons. Gene Ontology annotation, cellular component: ribosome. The coding region runs from base 32 to 310 and encodes 92 amino acids.
UCUUCAACCAUCCAGCCGCACACCAGCCAAGAUGACCAAGCGCACCAAGAAGGUCGGUAUCACCGGUAAAUAUGGUACCAGAUACGGUGCCUCCCUGCGUAAGCAGGUGAAGAAGAUGGAAAUCACCCAGCACGCCCGCUACGUCUGCACCUUCUGCGGAAAGAACACCGUCAAGCGCAAGGCUGUUGGUAUCUGGGAGUGCAAGGGCUGCAACAAGACCGUCGCUGGUGGCGCCUACGCCGUCUCCACCCCCGCCGCCGCUGCCACCCGCUCCACCAUCCGUCGUCUCCGUGAGAUCGCUGAGGUUUAA